Daldinia caldariorum is the source of this 1359-nucleotide messenger RNA. RefSeq lists its product as uncharacterized. The record is from RefSeq and is a predicted model, not a curated record. The transcript has a single exon. NCBI's taxonomy places the organism in Eukaryota, Fungi, Ascomycota, Sordariomycetes, Xylariales, Hypoxylaceae. The coding region runs from base 140 to 1138 and encodes 332 amino acids.
CAUUCCCCCAGAACUACAUAGGUACUUCUACAAAAUAAGAACACAAUACCUUUUCUAUCAUCGUUGUUCCAUCAUAUCUACCUAGACCCCCCCAACAAACCUAACUUCCACUAAAUCACCCUCUCUAUCUUUCAUCACGAUGUCUACCCCCUACCAACCUAAUCAAUCCACCUCCAUUUCAAUCGCCAGCACGUCCAAAUCACUCCUACUGGCCCCCGGGGACUACCCACGGGACACAUCCAAGAAGGUCCGGUACGCAGAUAAUACCGCGCAGCCAAGAAACUGGCCCGAACGCCAACUGAGCUCCGAGCAAAACAGUUACCGUUACCAAGAGCCGCGGGAAAGACUCGGAGGAGAUCGAUACGGACGCCGCGGCAAGAGGAUACAAGACAGCGGGAACGGAGGGUUAUCCGAACAACAAAAACAGCAGCAGCAGCAGCAGCAGCAAGACCACGGGCUGAAGUACCCAAAUGGGGAGAUGUCCGGGAUUGUUCGCGGUCCGAAAGAGGAGCAAACCGGUCACGGCAAGCGUGUCUUCUCCGUGUCCGACGUGCAGCCCCGAGACAAGGAAAGCCACGACAAAUACAUCGCCCUCUGCAGGAAAAGGUACGGAUGCGGCUACCGCAUCCACUUCGGCUUCGACGCGUCUCCAGAAGAAGAGGAAGUGGGAGAAGCGGCAGGAGCGGGAGAGGGGGAGGGAAACGCGACAGAAGCGGAAGAAAUAGAGGGGAAAGUGGAAGUGCAGGAGGUAGAGGACAUCCAUCAAGAGCAAGAGCGCGCAGCGUGCCCCCCUCCAGACUACCCCCCUCCAGCCUGCCCUCCUCAAGACCAAGACGAAAGCACCACGCAGAGCUUCGACAGCGCAGACUUCCCCUACUGGCAGAACGACCUCCACCGCGAGCGCUGGCAGCACGAGCUCGUGCGCGAGGUCGUGCACCUCAAGUACCAACUCCUCGACGAGACCCAGGGCCCGCUGCUCCGGCAGGCCCGCGACCUCCUGCGCGCCGAGAAGGUCGAGCUCUGGUUCCGGUUCAAGGAGCUUGAGCUCACGCAGAAGAUGCACAGGGCCAAACAGACGCUGAAGGGACUGGAGGAGAAGGUCAAGGAGAAGACGAAGAAGGCUGAGAGGGUGGUGUAGGGGCAAAGAGAAAAAGAAAUAUAUAAAAAGUUUUAUGGAUAAAGUUUGUUUGUCCGGCUGAGGUCGGGAUACUACAGCGGAUGUCAGCGAAUCUCAUCGCUCGGUUGGGUUGGAGACAGCCUUUGUGUUUUAUUGUUUUAGAUUUGGGAUAUCUUGGGUACCAGAUAAUUAAGCGGAGUUGGCAUGAGUUUUGCGAACAGACGAUCACAGAACUUUAGCUA